AUGUCAGAAGCCAUGAAAGCUUGGGAAUUCUUUUUUUGGGAGCGCCACAAAAAGUUUGCAGUGUUUUACGUCAAAGUUCUUGUUGUUCCAGUGUGCAGCACGUGGAAACUCAAUAUAUGUGGGCUACUGGAGGCUUCAGAGGAGGAAGUGAUCAAGCGAAGCCUUCGCCAUAGUACGCUUCGUAAUCACGCGACCCUCCCACCCUCUCGUUCUCCGUUCAUCAGCGGCUGUCCUCAGCAUCCCCUCUGUGAUGAUGGCGUGUGGAUGCUGCUGAUGCGGCGGUGCCUGGGGCCUAACCCACCGGUUACCGGGAAACCCGAAAGACGAGGACGCGAGGGGCUGGGCAGGAUGAGACCGGUUACCGGAUCACUGCUGCUGUAUCUCAUGUCACCAAGCGGAGGAGGAAAUGUCAGCUUUUCCCUAGAGGUCUUUAAGACCAGAGGCAUGAUGGGUGAAGCUACAACUAGAGGCUUUUACACUGGCACCGAGCCCCGUCUGCCAUCAUGCCAAGAUCUCCAGGCUAAAAAUUCUUGUGCCUUAUCUGUUUAUAUCAACAAUGAUGCCAGUCGUCAUUAUGGGCUUUUGUUUCUGCAUACAAGACUGAAAAAGCGUACCCGAAAGGCUUUCGGGAUACGGAAGAAAGAAAAGGACAGUGACGCCACUGGAUCCCCAGACAAAGACAAAUCUAAAAAAGCCAAUGGUGCACCUAAUGGUUUCUACGGUGAGAUCGACUGGGAUCGAUAUAACACUCCUGAUGUGGAUGAUGAAGGUUACAGCGUUAAACCCGGAGAACAUGGGGGAACAGCUCCAAAAGUCAACACGUUGCUCUCCUCCAGUGAGUCAGAGGGAGAGGAGGAGCAUGGGAAGAAAUUUAAGAUCAAGAUCAAGCCGUUGACGGCAAACAGUGGAAACUGCACAGUGUCUACUAUGGAUGAGCUGAAGGCCUCAGUGGGGACGCUGGCUAUCUCUCCUUCUCCUCUGAGAAAGAGUCCGAGGCGAAGUCCAUGCCCGAUGAAGCGAAAUCUAUCAAAUGAGGAGAUUGCCAGACCACGACGAUCUACUCCAACACCCACGACAACUCCAGGACCUGGUUCAGACCCGCCCAGGGAAAACACAAGAGCGUUCUUCGGCCCACCAUUUGAGACCAGUUUUGAAGAACACAACUCAGAAGUGUUCCUGGUUGAGCCGGAGCUCUGGUGUCAGUCCACUUCUCUCUCCACUUGUGUUCUCAGCAGAUCUCUGCCCACUGGAGCUCCGCCUCCACUGCCUCCAAAGAACAUUCCUGUCACCCCACCUGGACGCAGUUUUAGCUCUGUAGGGUCCUCCGGUUAUUAUAGUGUGGUUCCUAGCAUCAGAGGAGAUGGAUCAGCUUCAGUCUGUCAGGAUACCCCAUUAUCUGACCCAUCCGGAGAGGCGUCUAUGCCUGACUUGGACAGUGUUUUUGGGCCUGUUGAGACCCCCAGGUCUGGAUCAGAUGUGGUGCAGUGGAGCUGGGUGAGCUUCAGCGAAGGCUCUCCCACCCGACCCCCUCCCCCAGAUGAACCCGCCCCUUCUCCACCUCUGUCUUCUUCCUCCACGGAUUCACCCCCGUCCUCGCCCCUCAACCUGCCCCCUCCCCCUCCCCCACUCCACUCCAUCCCGCCUCCAGAAUCACCUCCACCACCGCCUCCCUCAGACUCUCCUCUGAGUCCUCCAGACCUCCCCCACUGCUUUCAACUCCCAGAGUCCGAGUUUGCCCAAGAGUCCCCCACCAGCCCUGGGCUGCCCUUCCUGCCAGCAGACCACCCACCACAUGGAACCAUACCUUCCCCUUUUGCCUUGAGAGAUGACAGCAGGAGAACCCCUGACAUGGUGGGCAUGAGGGAUGAGAUUUCAGUGUUUGGCACAUCACCCAAAGACCUUGCAGCAGGAAGCUUCAGAGGAACCCCACCUCCACUGCCACCACCUACUUACAGGAGUGUGGUGGGCUCCCCAGGGCCCGGCAGUGGGCCGUCCUCUCCUGCACGUGCCAGCACUCCCAUGUCUGCUGGCAGUCCAGUCCCACCUCUACCACCAAGACCAUCAUCACGACCUAAGCUACCACCUGGAAGACCAAAUCUAGCAGAUCUCGCCCGACCCUUCAGCCCCCCCAUCCACUCGUGGAGCCCUCCACCCUUUGCUCCUCUGGCCAGAGCUGAGAGCACCUCCUCCAUCUCCUCCAUCACCUCUCUGAGCGCAGCCUCUACACCUACACUAGGCCGUGAGCUCAACCUCUCUGUGUCAGUGUGUUCCAGAGGUCCAAGUCCUCUCACAAUGGGACCCCAGGACACUCUACCAGUUGCAGCCGCCUUCACAGAGACCAUCAGCGCUUACUUUAAAGGAGCAGAUCCCACUAAGUGUUUGGUGAAGAUCGCUGGUGAGAUGGUGCUGUCUUUCCCAGCAGGGAUCACCAGACAUUUCUCCACCCAUCCCAGUCCACCGGUGCUAACCUUCACCAUCAGCCAGUACAGUCGACUGGAGCAGGUCCUUCCCAAUCCACAGCUUCUGUGCUGCGACACCACACCACCUAUAGAUGAUUCAAAGGAGUUCUGGGUCAGUAUGUCAAACUUGUUGAGUCACCUGAAGAAAGUGGCUGAGCAGAGGCCACAGGCCACGUAUUACAACGUAGACAUGCUGAAGUACCAGGUGUCCACUCAAGGCAUCCAGUCCACUCCUCUGAAUCUUGCGGUGAGCUGGCGUGGUGAUGCCAGCAGCACAGACCUCAGGAUAGACUAUAAAUACAACACAGAGGCCAUGCCCACACCCACACCUCUCACCAAUAUCCUCUUCAUGGCAGCUGUGGACGGCGGCGUGAACAAACUGCAGGCUAUGCUCCCACCUGCCACCUGGAACUCAGAGACACAGAAAAUAACGUGGAAGAUUCCAGAGCUCUCACAGAAGUCUGAAAAUGGAGGAGUAGGUGCUCUUCUGGCUCGCUUCCAGUUAUCUGAGGGUCCCAGCAGACCUUCUCAGCUGGCAGUGCAGUUCACCAGUGAGGGCAGCACUCUGUCUGGCUGUGAUUUCCAACUCGUGGGUUCAGGCUACAGACUCUCCCUGGUUAAAAAAAGGUUUUCUGCAGGUAAAUAUCUGGCAGACAACUGACCCAGUCACAGUGAUGUAGGAUGGACUGUGAAUGGGAUGUUAGGAUGCUCUUUUGGCACUACAAAGACAUUUGAAAAAUGUUUUUAUUGAAAUACAGCACUCAAAAUCUCACCUAUAAUGUCUGGUGUAGAAUAUCAUCAGUGUGUUCUGUGGGUGUGUGUAUGUGAAUAUUAGUAAAUAUUUUGUGUAUAUAUGAUAAAACUUCAGGACAAAUGCAAUACAUAGACUUAUUUCGCUGGGUUCUUGCAGAAGGCAAAGUUUCCUUUUUUAUUAUUGCACAUUCUCUCUCUGCCCUAAACCAAACACACCUAGUGGCAUUACAAUUUAAUUAUACCAGGGUUCACAUAUGGAAUAAAUCUGUCAGAAGUGUUUGAUUUUCUUUUAAUUAUGUUGACAGAUAAUAAACAAUACGAU
Carassius auratus (goldfish) is the source of this 3534-nucleotide messenger RNA. Its product is annotated as SH3-containing GRB2-like protein 3-interacting protein 1. The transcript has 25 exons. The record is from RefSeq and is a predicted model, not a curated record. Lineage: Eukaryota; Metazoa; Chordata; Actinopteri; Cypriniformes; Cyprinidae. Gene Ontology annotation, cellular component: plasma membrane; clathrin-coated vesicle; clathrin-coated pit. The coding region runs from base 1 to 3120 and encodes 1039 amino acids. Gene Ontology annotation, biological process: clathrin-dependent endocytosis; synaptic vesicle endocytosis; clathrin coat assembly.